CUGACCCAGCUGUGGCCUGUGCCAGGGACGGAAGAGGUUGGGAGGCGGGGCAGGAGCCCUGGGCCCCCGGCGGCAGGGGCUACAUUAUGUAUCAUCUCCCGGCACCCCUCCGGCCUGGAAUUGGCUUCCUCUGCCUCUUGCUCGCUGGGGCAGCCUGGGCUCCCCCACCCAAUCCACUGGACCCCAAGUUUGAAAACAAAGCGGCCCUGCUGACAGCCCGCGAGCCUAAUGAGUUUCUGUGCUUCACCGAGCGCUUGGAGGACUUGGUGUGUUUCUGGGAGGAAGCGGCCAGCGCCGGGGUCGGCCCGGACACCUACAGCUUCUCUUACCAGCUCGAGGGUGAGCCGUGGAAGCCAUGCCGCCUGCAUCAGGCGCCCACCGCCCGCGGCUUGGUGCGUUUCUGGUGCUCGCUGCCUACAGCCGACACGUCGAGCUUCGUGCCCCUAGAGCUGCACGUCACUGCGGCCUCCUCGGGCGCUUCACGCUACCGCCGUACCAUUCACAUCAACGAAGUGGUGCUCCUAGACCCUCCCGCCAGGCUUGUGGCUCGGCGGGCCGACGAGGGCGGCCACGUGGUACUGCGCUGGCUCCCGCCGCCUGGGGCACCCAUGGCGAGCCUUAUCCGCUAUGAGGUGAACAUCUCGGCAGAGAACGCCGCAGGGGGCGCACAGAGGGUGGAGAUCCUCGACGGCCGCACCGAGUGCUUGCUGAGCAACCUGCGGGGCGGAACGCGCUACACCUUCAUGGUACGCGCGCGUAUGGCCGAGCCCAGCUUCGGUGGCUUCUGGAGCGCCUGGUCCGAGCCUGCGUCACUGCUGACGGCUAGUGACUUGGACCCCCUCAUCCUGACUCUCUCCCUCGUCCUCGUGCUCAUUCUACUGCUGCUGGCCGUGCUAGCCCUGCUCUCCCACCGCCGGACUCUGAAGCAGAAGAUCUGGCCUGGCAUCCCAAGCCCUGAGAGCGAGUUUGAAGGCCUCUUCACCACCCACAAGGGUAACUUCCAGCUGUGGCUGUACCAGACUGACGGCUGUCUGUGGUGGAGCCCCAGCACCCCCUUCCCAGAGGACCCACCUGCCCCCCUGGAAGUCCUCUCUGAGUGCUGCUGGGGGGUGACGCAGGCAGUGGAACCAGGGGCAGAUGACGGGGGUCCCCUCCUGGAGCCAGUGGGCAGUGAGCAUGCCCGAGACAGCUACCUGGUGCUGGACAAGUGGUUGCUGCCCCGGAGUCCGCCGAGUGAGGACCUCCUGCAGCCUGGUGGCAAUUUGGACAUAGUGACCAUAGAUGAAGCCUCAGAAGCAUCCUCCUGCACAUCCGCUUUGGCCCUGAAGCCUGGGCCGGAGGGGGCCUCUGCUGCCAGCUUUGAGUACACCAUUCUUGACCCCAGCUCCCAGCUCUUGCGCCCAAGGGCACUGCCCCCUGAGCUGCUCCCCACCCCACCCCACCUAAAGUACCUAUACCUCGUGGUGUCCGACUCUGGCAUCUCAACUGACUACAGCUCAGGGGGUUCCCAGGAAGCCCAGGGGGGUUCAUCCAAUGGCCCCUACUCCAACCCUUAUGAGAACAGCCUCAUCCCAGCCCCCAAGCCUUCACCCCCGAGCUACAUGGCCUGCUCCUAGGACUCCAGCCCUCAGAGGCACAGGGACCCAGAAUGACCCCAGUGCUACUCCAGGCCCAAGGUUUAUCCAGCAGGGUCAGUGAGGCCUGCUGACCUUGGCUUUCUGCUCAAUUCAUCCUGCUCAGAAAGUCACAGCCUUGAAGUAUUUUUAAAUGUACAGUUUUUUUUU
Dama dama (fallow deer) is the source of this 1784-nucleotide messenger RNA. RefSeq names its product erythropoietin receptor (gene EPOR). Lineage: Eukaryota; Metazoa; Chordata; Mammalia; Artiodactyla; Cervidae. The record is from RefSeq and is a predicted model, not a curated record. The transcript has 8 exons. The coding region runs from base 87 to 1616 and encodes 509 amino acids. Gene Ontology annotation, molecular function: protein binding; erythropoietin receptor activity. Gene Ontology annotation, biological process: hemopoiesis; positive regulation of cell population proliferation; cytokine-mediated signaling pathway. Gene Ontology annotation, cellular component: membrane; external side of plasma membrane.